This is a messenger RNA of Paramecium pentaurelia, 916 nucleotides long. The record is from the annotation of a GenBank genome assembly. Lineage: Eukaryota; Ciliophora; Oligohymenophorea; Peniculida; Parameciidae.
AAUGGCUGUUGUGGAGGCUGCAAUUUAGACAGAAGGUGUAGGUAGAUUUGAAUAUUAAGAUGGUACAGUGUAUGAAGGUCAAUGGAAAUUGAUAGAAGGUAAGAAAGUGAAACAUGGUAAGGGACGAAUAGUGAUAGCAAGUAUGAAAUAUAGGAAUGAUAAAAAGGUUCAUUGUCUACAGACAACGAUUUGAAAGAAGAAUACAAUGGAGAAUUCGAGAAUGAUUAAAUGUGUGGAGAAGGUGUUUACAUAUACAAAUCAGGUGCUAUUUAUAGAGGACAGUUUCGAGAUAAUAGACAUAAUGGAAUUGGAUUCUAUUAAUUUCCUGAAGGUUGUACAUAUGAAGGAGAAUGGGUAAAUCAUAAAAUGCAUGGAGAAGGAGUGUUCAUUGAUAAAGAAGGUAAUAGAUGGGAAGGAGAAUUUGUCGAAGGAAUUUAUCAAUCUAAAAUGUAGAAAUAACUUAAGAUGGAAAAGAUGUUGAAUAAAAAAGAAGCAGAAAUAAAAGAAAAUGCAUCUCAUUUCUUUAAUCGUUUUAUAGAUGCAUAUGCACAUUCAGAUAAAAAAACAAUGAAAGAUAAUAUGAGUCCAUUCUUUGCAACAACAGAAGAUAUCAAAUUAUAUGUAAAGGAACCAUAUCCACAAUUUCCAGAUCGUCCUCCUGAGAAAUGGGAAGCAGGAAUUAAAUUCUUAUCAACAGGUUCUUUGAAUAUACCUCGUUCUAAUACUGCAGCUAAAAUUCUUGAUCCCUAAAAUAUUUUAGCUGCUUAAUUCAGUGGAGUAGGUUAAGUGGCAGAAGUUUAAGUGCAAGAAAACACUAGAAUUGUUAGAUUAGCUAUAUGUAAUACUGCUGAAGACAAAUGGGUUAUUGUAUUCUAUCAUGAUAAUGAAGAACAAGAGAUUAAGAAAAAGAAGUGAA